UGUGAGCAAUAUGGCAGAAGGCCAGGAGCAAGAUCACACUGACGACUAUGGUACGUAUACAGGAUUGCCAGACAUCCCAGCAGGAGCCGCUCCAUGUGAUUAUCAUGAGACCAGCAGAUUCAACCAGUGGUUCAUCCCAGCUACCUUCUUGCUUGUGUUUCUGCUGGGUCUGAUAGGGAAUGGACUGGUGCUCUAUGUCCUGAAGAGCAGGCGUUGCUCCUGGCAUUUAUCCGACCACUAUUUGUUCCAUUUGACUCUGUCUGACCUUCUCCUGGGACUUACUUUACCUUUCUGGGCAACACAGUAUGCCUAUGGGUGGAUCUUCGGUUCUAUACCAUGUAAGCUGGUAGGAGCUCUUUUCUCCAUUAACAUGUACAGUAGCAUUUUCUUCUUAGCCUGCAUUGGACUGAACCGGUACUUUGCCAUUGUGCACGCAGUGGAGCUCCAUAGAAAGCAAAGACCCAUCCACACAUUCCUAAUCUGUGCUCUUGUAUGGGGCACCUCAUGCUUGCUCUCAUUGCAAGAGUUUUACUUCCGUGAUGUGGACUUUGUUAAACAGUCAAAAGCACAUUCUUGCCAUUACAACUUCAACCCAGAAACUGCUGAUACUUGGAGAACUACCAUUCGUUUUAUUAACCUCGGUCUAGGAUUUCUUCUUCCCUUGGCCCUUAUGUUCUUCUUCUACUGCAGGAUAUUUUGUACUCUUCGAAAGUCCAGACAUGGUCACUCCUACCGUUCUCAAGUGGUUAUUGUAGUACUGUUGUUUGUGUUUGUGCUCUGCUGGGGACCAUACAAUAUAUUCUUGCUUAUUGAUAGUCUACAAAGGUUGGGUGUUAUUGGCCCAAGUUGUUCAUUAUUUAAGCAACUGGACAUAGGACUGACCAUCACAGAGACUUUAGGACUUUCCCAUGUGUGCCUGAACCCUUUUGUUUAUGCUUUUGUUGGGGUUAAAUUCAAGGGUGAACUUUCAAGACUGUCUAAAAGAGUUUCAGGGAAGCUUACAAGCUCGGGGGUUACUGGAAGCAAAGAUGAAUCAGGAGUCAUAGAAACAAAUAAUUCAUAUACUAGAGUCUUUUGAACUAAAUGUAGUUUUGGUCUAUUUCACAUUUGCUG
Messenger RNA from Xenopus laevis (African clawed frog), 1113 nucleotides. RefSeq names its product C-X-C chemokine receptor type a (gene xcxcra). NCBI's taxonomy places the organism in Eukaryota, Metazoa, Chordata, Amphibia, Anura, Pipidae. The record is from RefSeq and is marked provisional.